UUCAAUCUCUCUCACUGCUUCUCCUCCUACUCUUGUGUGCUCCAACCAACUCCUCGAAUUCCUAAUGCAAUCCCCAAUCCCAUCCCAACUUCCCUCUCCCGAUCCCCCUCGCAUCCAUUGAAUCCGACCUUUUACCUUCUGCGAUCCUUUUCUUGAUUUUUUUCUUCUUUUUUGGGUGAAUUUUGUGGAAGAUUUCUUUGCUUUUGAGUCGGAGGAGGAGGUGACGCUGGAGACGGAAGAGGCGAGAGAGGAAUCCAUGAAGAUGGGGAAGCAGGAAGAGAGGGAGAUGGAGAUGUUGUUGGAUGAAAUCCCUCAUGCCACGUCUCCCCAUCUCCCUCAUCCCCAUCUCGGUCAUCAUCGCCGCUUCCAUGGUGAUGAUGCUCUUGGCGUGCAUGUGCCUGGUCUCGAUGAGCUAUCGCCAGUUCGUGGGUUUUAUCCUGUCCAUGGCUGUGGGCAUGGGAGGGGGCCUGACCAUGGUGACCGCCAUGCACGCCUCUCGCCGCCGCCCCUCCCCUCGGAAGGAUCGUUGGUGUUGGGCUUUCUCUCCCCUGCCGCCGAUGAACUGGCCCGCCAGCAUACGGGGCGGAUGGUCGAACGAUUAGGCUUGCUCGACAAACUUAGCGGUAUGCAUCUCGGAGUUGAUCCGAAAUUACCAAUUGGUCGUCCGCUGAUGCCGGCAUCAGCAUCCGAGAACAACCCGAUCAACCCUUCUGUGCCUGAGACUAAUUAUACCGACGAUACAUUUCAGAUUGGCGUUAAUUGUCACUCAGUUAUUCCCAACUCUCUGUUAUUUGGUCUGGAUAAGAAUCCAUGCUCGUCUCAAUCGCAGCAGCAGCAUUGCUAUGCGGAUGCUAAUUUUUUCGAGCCAUGGCUCGACAAUUUCCCUUAUGGAGCAACUGAAUUGGGAACUGAUGGUGUCCUUGGACGAACUCCUCACUGUAGGGCUAAUCUUGGCGGGGGUUUUGUUUCCCGUAUUAAUCAACCUUAUCCAGUUUCUAAUAUGUUCUUGCAGUCGGAGAAGAUUAGAAUAGAUUCCAGUUGGAAUAGGAACACUUUAAAUGCCUCGAGGUUACCUGACUUUUCAGUGUCAAAUGGAUGCAUCGAAACACCCUCUGCUAAUCUUGAGGUUCAGCCAGGAAGAAUCCUGAGAAACCCUGAGGUGUUUGGAUCCGAUGACAGUUUAAUUAUAGAGGGUAAGGAGCUCCAUUGCAUGAGGUGCCCAUUGAAUUAUCCCCUGAAGGGGACUAAACUAUCGCAGUUUGAUGGACGCCUGUAUGCACGAGGAGUCUCGGUGAAGCUACCGAAUUUUCUGCCAAAGUAUGACAAUGUGAUGGAUGUCAAAGGAUGUAUGUACUUUGUUGCAAAGCACCAGCAUGGGUGUCGGUUUUUGCAGCAGAAGCUUGAUGAAGGGAAGCAUGUGGUAGAUGUGAUUUUUAAUGGGGUCAUCAAUCAUGCCAGUGAGCUCAUGAUCGAUCCUUUUGGGAACUAUCUCAUGCAGAAGCUACUUGAAUUAUGCAGUGAAGAACAACUGAUGCAGAUCCUCCUAGUGUUGAAGGAUCCAGAUAACCUCAUCAGAAUCUCCCUGAACGUUCAUGGGACGAGGGCUGUGCAGAAGUUAAUAGAUACCCUCAAAACUAAGAAGCAAAUUGCACUGGUUAUAUCAGCCAUACAACCUGGGUUUUUAGAUCUCAUCAAGGACUUGAAUGGCAGCCAUGUGCUCCAACGCUGCUUGGAAUCUUUUACACCUGAAGACAAUAAGUUAAUUUUUGAUGCUGCGGCAAAGCAUUGUGUUGAUAUUGCUACUCAUCGACAUGGAUGUUGUGUGUUGCAAAAAUGCAUAGCCCAUUCUACUGGAGAAAAUCAAGCAAAGUUGAUUGCAGAAAUUUCUGCUAAUGGUUAUGAACUUGCUCAAGAUCCGUUUGGAAAUUAUGUUGUCCAGUAUAUACUAGAUCUGAAGAACUCCUUGGCAGUUGGAAACUUGGCAUCUCAGUUUGAAGGGAAGUAUGUACAGCUCUCCGUACAGAAAUUUAGCAGUAACGUGGUGGAAAAAUGCUUGAAGAUUUUGGGUGAAGAUGAUCGAGCUACUAUAAUAUUGGAAUUGAUUUCAGUCUCACACUUUGAGCAAUUAUUGCAAGACCCUUACGCAAACUAUGUUAUCAAAUCUGCUCUUCUAAAUUCCAAGGGCCCUGUCCGUGCUGCACUAGUAAAAGCUAUGCUUCCUCAUGAAGCAGCCCUGAGAACCAACCCUUACUGCAAGCGAAUCUUUUCACGGGCUCUAUUGAAGAAGUGAUGUAAAUUCUGAAGUUGGCGGAUCUUUGUUGUUGUCCAUCAAUAGAACCCACCUGUCAUGGAGUUUCAAUUGUAAGUGUGUAGUUUCUUAUUUAUCAAGUUGUAAGAGUUGUAAAAGUAACAGUUUUGCCUUUGGAUGAUGCUCUCGACAAUAUAUCCUCUCUAAUAUUUUGCUGUCAUCGUCUCACAGGCUAAAUCACCCUUACAGCUUGGUUAUUAUAUAGUGUAAAGGAAACAUCUAACAAAAC
Molecule: messenger RNA, 2537 nt
Organism: Musa acuminata subsp. malaccensis (wild Malaysian banana)
Lineage: Eukaryota; Viridiplantae; Streptophyta; Magnoliopsida; Zingiberales; Musaceae
Product: putative pumilio homolog 7, chloroplastic
Biological process (GO): post-transcriptional regulation of gene expression
Cellular component (GO): cytoplasm
Molecular function (GO): mRNA binding
Source: RefSeq, a predicted model, not a curated record